Dipodomys ordii (Ord's kangaroo rat) is the source of this 1063-nucleotide messenger RNA. It is a transcript of the gene Dyrk4, whose product is annotated as dual-specificity tyrosine-(Y)-phosphorylation regulated kinase 4. The record is from RefSeq and is a predicted model, not a curated record. The transcript has 5 exons. Gene Ontology annotation, biological process: peptidyl-serine phosphorylation; peptidyl-threonine phosphorylation. NCBI's taxonomy places the organism in Eukaryota, Metazoa, Chordata, Mammalia, Rodentia, Heteromyidae. Gene Ontology annotation, molecular function: protein serine/threonine kinase activity; ATP binding. The coding region runs from base 84 to 788 and encodes 234 amino acids. Gene Ontology annotation, cellular component: nucleus.
CCACAGUGUACACCUACAUCCAAAGCCGUUUCUACCGGUCCCCCGAGGUGAUCCUGGGUCACCCCUACAACACGGCCAUUGACAUGUGGAGCCUGGGUUGCAUCAUGGCCGAGCUGUACACAGGUUACCCGCUGUUCCCGGGGGAGAACGAGACGGAGCAGCUGGCCUGCAUCAUGGAGGUGCUUGGCCUGCCGCCCCCCCACUUUGUGCAGACGGCUUCCAGGAGACAGACGUUCUUUGAUUCCAAAGGUUUUCCUAAAAAUAUAACCAACAACAGGGGGAAAAAAAGGUACCCGGAUUCCAAGGACCUGACCAUGGUGCUGAAAACCUGCGACUCCAGCUUCCUGGACUUUGUCAAGAGGUGUCUGGUAUGGGAACCCUCCCUUCGCAUGACCCCAGACCAGGCCCUCAAGCACGCCUGGAUCCACGAGCCCCGGAAGCUGAAGCUGCAGCCCAGGCUCCAGAACCUGAGGAAACCGGGGUUCUUCUCUCCUCCCGACGCAGGCAACCACCGGGCGACCGACCACUUGGGCAGAAGCAGAAAAGCAGGUGAGAUCAUCAAGGAGGUCACAGACAAGUUCAAGGAUGGCACCAAACUGGUCCAGAGUUCCGGUGACCAGCAGGGCACUGUCCAGCACCCAGCCGACAAGGUCCAGCUACCACAUCUGACCGAAGCUUCUGGAAAGCCAGAGGCUGUGACUGGGCCUGAGAUUUCCAUCACCUCCACAGAAGAACCGGGCAAAACGUCCUCCCCCCCGAACACAAAUCUUUUACCGCCUCUUGUAUGACCCUGGCCCCGGGUGACAGUGUCCCUUCCACCAGUUACUGGAUUAGAGGCAGCGCUUGUAGUGUACAAUAUUUCAUAUUGUUGUUGUUUUUAACACAUAAAGGUUUAUUUACAAAAAGAAAAAUGGCCAGCUAAUGUGGGAUGGGGGUAGACGUCCACGGAUCUGAACUGUGUGUGCACGUACAUACUGUGUGCGCGCGCACGUGUGUGUGUAUAGGAGGUAGUUUGAAAUAUAUACUGUUGUAGGAAUUCUAAAUAAAAGCAUCUUAUUUUUUU